CCACCUCCACUCAGUGACAGAUGCUUCUGCUCUGGGUCACAAUGUGGCUCUGGGACUGGUUUCUUUGGAUGGAUGUCAGCAGAAUGCUGCUCUAUGCUUUUGUUAUGACUGUUCUUUUAGUUUAUUUCCUGGUUAAAAAGGAUCCACCGAACUUUCCUCCUGGACCACCAGCCUUGCCUUUUCUAGGAAACGUCUUCAACAUUGAACAUAAACAGCCUCACAUUUAUCUAACCAAGCUCGCUGGUGUCUAUGGGAAUGUGUUCUGCAUUCGUCUGGGAAGACACAAGACGGUGUUUGUGUCCGGCUGGGGGAUGGUGAAGGAGGCUCUGGUCACGCAGGCCGACAACUUUGCGGACCGGCCUUACAGCCCGAUGGUGGACAGGAUCUAUUCAGGGAACUCAGCCGGUCUGUUCUUCAGUAAUGGGAAGGUGUGGAGGAGACAGCGACGCUUCGCCAUGGCAACGCUGCGCACCUUCGGCCUGGCAAAGAGCUCCACGGAGCAGAGCAUCUGUGAAGAGAGCCGCCACCUGCAGGAGGCCAUGGAGAAAGAGACAGAACCGUUCGACCCGGUGCCGCUGCUCAACAACGCCGUGGCCAACAUCAUCUGCCAGAUCGUGUUUGGGAGACGCUUUGACUACGGAGACCAGAGGUUCCAGAGUAUGCUGAGGAACCUGAGCCAGAUGGCUUAUCUGGAAGGCUCCAUAUGGGCUUUGCUGUUUGAUUCGUUCCCUGCUCUCAUGAAACACCUGCCAGGGCCUCACAAUGACAUCUUCAGCAGCUCCAGGUCUCUGGAGGCGUCGAUCAGGGCAGAGAUAGAGAGACACAAAUUAGACUUGGACCCCAGUGACCCACGAGAUUACAUCGACAGCUUCCUGAUAGAAAGCCAGCGCAACAGAAACAGUGAGCUGGGCUUUGAUGAAGACAACCUGGCUCUGUGUUGUGUGGACCUGUUCCUGGCUGGGAGUGAAACCACGUCUAAAACCCUGCAGUGGGGCCUCAUCUACCUCAUCAACAACCCUCAUGUACAAGUGAAAGUCCAGGCAGAGAUCGACAGAGUGAUUGGACAGAACCGUCGGCCCAACAUGGCUGACAGACCCAACCUGCCCUACACUGACGCCGUCAUCCAUGAGGUCCAGAGGAUGGGAAACAUCGUUCCUCUGAAUGGAUUCAGGAUGGCCACCAGAGACACCACGCUGGGCGGGUUCUUCAUUCCCAAGGGAACGUCUGUGAUGCCCAACCUGACCUCGGUGCUGUUUGACCCGACUGAAUGGGAGACUCCAGACACCUUCAACCCCGGACACUUCCUGGAUGCUGAGGGCAGGUUUGUGAGGAGAGAAGCAUUUCUGCCUUUCUCUGCAGGGAAGCGUGCGUGUCUGGGAGAGGGCCUGGCCAGAAUGGAGCUCUUUUUGUUUUUUGUGGGUUUGUUCCAGAGGUUCUGUUUUUCCACGGUGGACGGAGUGGAGCUGAGAACAGAGGGAAUCAUAGGAGCCACACGGACGCCGUUCCCCUUUCACAUCUACGCUAAGGCUCGCUGAGCUUUUUACCUCCUGCAGUCAGACCCAAAAGACAGCAGACAUUUUUAAUCUGCUGCCAGUUUUCCCAACAAACCAGUUUACCAGAAUCCACAUUUAAAAUCUUGAUGCUAAUAAGGUGACAUCAGUGAUGUGUUUACUAAUAGACAUGUAGAACGUAGUAUUUGUUUAGCCUCAAAAUGUUUAUAUAGGGUCACAGUGUGAUAAUUUGUUGAUACAUUCCUACUUUGUAUCAACAAAACUCUGCAGAUGUCUCGGUUAUGACAGUCUGUCAGUAUAUGUCCAUCUAUAUGUCAGUUGUGCCAUUUUAACUAUAAUAAUUAAUGUUAAGCUCCAUCCUGAUGGGGUCAAUUUGAUCUACAUGACAAACAUGUUUAGUCAAAUAAAAAAAAUAUAUAUACAUUUUUGCUGAACUAGUAUUUAUAUGACUCAGUGAAAACACAUUAUUAGAAACAAUAUUUAUUUAUUCGCAAAUAAAUCAAAACAUUUUAAUGUUUAACUCUGAUUUCCUGAAAAUGUCUAAUGCCCUCGUCGUCCCUCUCUAUUUACACACAAACAUGAUUCUACACGGUUUCAUCAUAUUUCUUGUUAUUAAAAUCUCUGUGCAUUUGAAUUAACAAUCUACAAUAAGCAUCAAACGCAGAGGAAAUAAAAAGCACUUACUAUAGAUCACAAAAAGCAAACCCACUGUAACACAUGUCUCCUUAGUGUUUUUGCAAACAAGGCAAUGAACAACUGAUGUUGGGACAGUGCACUUUCAGAUCAGAACAGCUGCUUUUCUACAACAUUCUCUAGGUCUUUAUAGCAUCGUCUCCUCUGGAUGUCUCCUACACAGCAUCAAAUCAUUAAUCAGUCAACUACAAGAAAACUGCCAUAAUUAAAAUUCUCAAGUUACAAAUUGAAUGUACUGCACGUAUAUGGAUACCUGGUCCUGACAACUGAAUAAAAGCUGGUGUUAAAAUCUCAUUAUAGCUGUAUAACGUCAAAGAUUAUCAUCUUCAUUAUUUAUUGAAUUGCAAGAUUUAGGAUAUUAAAUAUAAAUAUCUUUUUUUUUUGUUUUUUGAGAUCAUGCCGCAAGUAGAGUAAAGUUAAAAAAACAAACAUCUGAUCAAUAACCCUGGAUUUCUGGUGUAAAAUGUGUCCUCACAGCAUCUCAGAGGUUAAAUAUAUAUUGUAUGAAUUUUCCCACACCUUCACAUGAGCUUAAUCUGUUUGCUAAAACUGUUGCUGUUGAUGCCUAGAUGCAGUUGGCGACCAGCACCAAAUGCAGCAUUACCUCAAAGGCAAACCCUUUCACUGCAUAGUAAGACAGUCCAGUUGCACAUACAUCAGUGGUCUUAGUAACAUUUCGUUGGCCUGAGGGGUCCAGUAAGCCAUGCCGGGUCCAGUAAAAAGGACAUUCGUACACAUUACGGGCUAGAGGUUUGAAUAAAGAUGCGUUUAGCAUUUAUUUACAUCUCUUUAGUCCCUGAUCAUGAACAUAAUAGGACAGAAGAGAAGGAAAGUUGGAGCAGUUACGGUGCUGAGGCUGCAGUCAGCAACACACAGGGCACAAUGGAAAUAUGCUGAGCUCACUUGAGACAGCAUCUUAACUAGUGAAACGAAGAGGAUGCUAAAAACU
Molecule: messenger RNA, 3153 nt
Organism: Betta splendens (Siamese fighting fish)
Lineage: Eukaryota; Metazoa; Chordata; Actinopteri; Anabantiformes; Osphronemidae
Product: cytochrome P450 2J6-like
Exons: 9
Coding region: 21-1535 (504 amino acids)
Biological process (GO): xenobiotic metabolic process
Cellular component (GO): intracellular membrane-bounded organelle; cytoplasm
Molecular function (GO): heme binding; iron ion binding; oxidoreductase activity, acting on paired donors, with incorporation or reduction of molecular oxygen, reduced flavin or flavoprotein as one donor, and incorporation of one atom of oxygen
Source: RefSeq, a predicted model, not a curated record